CCCUUAGUAAAGAUGGCCACAUCUGUACCAUUACGUUUCUAUGGGCAUGAAGCCACGCUACGUUCAGUGGGUAAUCUUGUGUCAGACUCCUCCUUUUCCAACGUCUCGUCUCCUCCACCCCGGCAAGCAGUGCCCGGAUGUUCCCGUCUCCCUGUGCUGCUGAUAGAGGAGCUGACGGAUCCGUAAUGGCUGCUCCGUCCUGAGACAGGAAGAGUGGCUUCUAUAGGACUUGUAGACCAGUUGUUGAACGGGAAUUACUUGAGUUGGUUAAGUAAAAGGAGCAGCUCCCCCCGGGGGGAAAAAAAACAAAAAACUUUUUGAAAUGGCCCAUUUAAAAACGGAACAGAGACACGCAUGGCCAGAAGAGAAUGGGGACAGAGAACAUGGAUUAUAUAGCUUGCACCGAAUGUUAGACAUUGUUGGGACGCACCUCACGCACAGAGAUGUUCGUGUUCUAUCUUUUCUGUUUGUGGACGUUAUUGAUGACUAUGAGCGGGGAAUGAUCCGCAGUGGUCGGGACUUUCUGCUUGCUGAGAGACAAGGCCGCUGUGAUGAGACUAAUUUUCGUCAGGUUCUUCAACUGCUGAUAAUCACUCGGCAUGACCUACUUCCUUAUGUCACUUUGAAGAGGCGAAGGGCAGUGUGUCCAGACCUUGUAGAUAAAUAUCUUGAAGAAACCUCAUAUUCACUAUGGUUACACCCUCGGGCUCCAAGUAAUACCGAGUCUGGCACAGAGCAACCACGUGGCACAGCACAACCACAGCACCCAGUAGUAUGUUCCUCACCAUCUGGACCUCAGAUCUGCACUAAAAGGCCAGGACGAGGCCGACCUCCACUCAGCAGCCAAAAAAAAAGAAAGAAAUCCAUCACACCAGAUCCAAAGGAGAAACAGACUUGUGAUAUCCGCCUACGUGUACGAGCAGAAUAUUGCCAGCAUGAGACAGCUCUUCAAGGAAAUGUAUUCUCCAACAAGCAGGACCCUUUAGAACGACAGUUUGAACGUUUUAAUCAAGCCAACACCAUAUUAAAAUCUAGAGACUUGGGCUCCAUAAUCUGUGACAUUAAAUUCUCUGAGCUCACUUACCUUGAUGCAUUCUGGCGCGACUAUAUAAACGGCUCUUUGCUAGAAGCUCUAAAAGGUGUCUUCAUCACAGACUCUCUAAAGCAGGCCGUGGGCCACGAAGCAAUAAAGUUGCUAGUCAAUGUUGACGAGGAAGACUAUGAAAUAGGGCGCCAAAAACUACUUCGAAACUUGAUGGUGCAGUCUGCACUGUGAUGCCAAUGAAAACACUUUAGGCCAUUUUCACAAAGCAAUGUGAAGACCUGUGGUCCACUGAGGAACACCAGUGGAUUCCAAUAUAAGACCAUGUACACUGUGUGAUUAAUAAAACAUCCCAUAGUGCUUAUUCUCUUUCAAAGGUGUUAUGCUUUAAACAAAAUAAGAAAAGAAAAAAAUACCUUUUUGCAUUACAGACUGCCGGCAACAAACGUUUUCUUUUGUUCAGUCUGUGCUAUGUUGACCCAUGAUGAAAGUAAUAACUAGAGAACUGCAAAUUAUUUAGUAGCCGUGUAAGAUCUUGUAGCAACUUCUGCAGGCAGUAAAAUUGUUUUAAACUUUGUUUUCAAAGUUUUGUAUGUACAAGUUAGGGGAACCAUUUAUGCAAAGUCCCUGCUAUAAAAGCAAAGCGCAGGAAAGGUCAUGCAUGUUCUGAUCUGUGCCAUAAAUCCAGUGACUCAUCUGACUUCUCAAAUACAAAACUUUGAAAACAGCAUAAAACAAUUUGUGUGUGGUGUUUUUUUAUCAUUACAAGUAAUUGUUAAGAACUUUUUAAUGCAUUCUACUUUUUAUUUUUGUAUUACAAAUAUUUGUUGUGGCACCUACACAAGGUAACUGACUUUAACCAAAUAAUGCAUAACGUUUUAUGUUGCCCUAUGAGAAUGUGAGCUGCUAGUGGUUUUGAAAGGAAAGUGCAGUUCUACGUUAACAGUGUAUGAAAUAAUCAGUCAAUUUAUAUAGCACAAAAAACCCCAUUUAGGAGAAUAAAAAGCUAAGGCAUGCUGUAUUAAUCACACUAUUUGUCAAGGGUUUUACAGGUACAUCCUGGCAGUGUUCCUUUACGCUGCUUAGUAAAUAUGGCUCGUUAUUAUUAUUUCACCCCUUUCCCUCUUAUUUGAGUACUUUUUUGGUUUUGUUUUGAUAUAUAAUUAAAAAAGAAAGUAAAUAAAAAAAAUAUAAACAAAUAUAUAAAUAAAUAUAUAUAAAUAUAUAUAUAUAUAUGGUAAGCACCAUGUUGCUUCCAAGCCUAAGAAAAUUAGUAGACCGGUCAUCUAAGCUGUUAAUACACGCCUGUAUCUAACAAGAAAAUAUAUUUAUAGAUAUAUUGAUAGAACAUUCUCUUUAGGCCGUUCUAGUAAAGUACAGUUGAAAUACACGAAAUAGAAAAGGUUGCAGCAGUUAAUGUGAUGAAAUCCCAGAAUAGCUGAUAUCCCUCUGUAUUUUGUUCUUUGUAAUAAAACAAUUUUUCAUUGAAUAUCCCUAAAAUUGUAAACCCAGAGCACAUUUAAAUGCCUCACUUUUCUUCUUCUUUUGAGAGAUCAUUUUUUUUUAAAGCAGGUAUUGAAAUUAAGUUGUCCUUCUAAAAAUGUACAAAAGUAUAUAUAUCAUUUUUUUCUUUUCACAAACUAUUUUAGCCUGUUCUUAAGAAAGCAGUGUGGAAAGAGGUUUUGUAUUGUUGGAGCAAUGUACACUGUUGCUGUUUUUAAAACCUAUACCGGUAUAUAUAGAUAUAUAAAAAAACACUAUUUCCUUAAACGUUGUAUGUAUCUCUGAUUCCUAUUGGUAACAUCUGAAAAUCUCACCUUGUAUUAAACCAGAAAAUACAUACGCUUAUGUCAACAAUUUCUUCCUUAAUCAAUCUGAUUUAAUCUCAACUGCGGAUCUAUGCACCUUUUAGCCAUUCCAUUUCUUAAGAACAGGAAUAAGAUUACCAAUUCUAAAAAAAAAUAUUUUCAGAAACAUAUUUUGUUUUUAACUCUGCUUACAUUUUCAGCAUCUGCAGUAGUUUACAUUUCAAACUGUGAUCAACAGAACAGCUCAUAUGGUUUUCCUUGCCAGGCACCUUUGCAAUUAUGGGCACUUAUAAUUUUUGCUCUUUGAGCUGCAUAUUUAUAAAAAGGAAACAUAUUCCUGUAGGGUUGAAAAAGUAAAAAAAAAAAUAACAAAAAAAACUGAUUGUAUGUUAUGUCCAGGAUCUGUGCAGAAAAUAAAUGUUCACUUAUACAGUGUGUUUUAAGACACAA
Molecule: messenger RNA, 3300 nt
Organism: Bombina bombina (fire-bellied toad)
Lineage: Eukaryota; Metazoa; Chordata; Amphibia; Anura; Bombinatoridae
Gene: DEDD
Product: death effector domain containing
Biological process (GO): extrinsic apoptotic signaling pathway via death domain receptors; apoptotic process; regulation of apoptotic process
Cellular component (GO): nucleolus
Molecular function (GO): protein binding; DNA binding
Source: RefSeq, a predicted model, not a curated record